Pollicipes pollicipes is the source of this 1315-nucleotide messenger RNA. RefSeq names its product ubiquitin domain-containing protein UBFD1-like. Lineage: Eukaryota; Metazoa; Arthropoda; Thecostraca; Pollicipedomorpha; Pollicipedidae. The record is from RefSeq and is a predicted model, not a curated record. Bases 10 to 573 code for a protein of 187 amino acids. The transcript has 4 exons. Gene Ontology annotation, molecular function: RNA binding; cadherin binding.
CCACCCAGCAUGCAGAAGGUGAUGAUCAAGGGCCUGGCCCGGGACGACAAGACGCUGCGCGAGCUGGGCGUGGCCAGCGGUGCCAAGGUCAUGGUGGUCGGCUCCACGCUCAACGACGUGCUCUCAGUGGCCAAGCCAGAGGCCAAGAGUUCUAAAGAGGAAGCGAAGGCCGAGGAGCCGGACAAAGAGAAGCUGUGCGAAAUGAAGCAGCACAAGAAGAUCCUGGACAAGGGCAAGCCGGACGACGUCAUGCCCGGCAACAGGAACAUCAACGAGCCGCUGCCGCCGACGCCGCUGUCCGGCAUGCUGAACCGCACCGGCGGCAAGGUGCGGCUGACCUUCAAGCUGGAGUCGGACCAGCUGUGGAUCGGCACCAAGGAGCGCACCGAGAAGGUCUCCAUGUCCAGCGUCAAGGCCAUCGUGUCGGAACCCAUCGUCGACCACGAGGACUACCACAUCAUGGGUGUGCAGCUGGGUCCGACCGAGGCGUCGCGGUACUGGGUGUACUGGGUGCCCGCCCAGUACGUCAGCGCCAUCAAGGACAUAGUGCUGGGCAAGUGGCAGUACUUCUGACCGCGCGGCGGCCCGCCUGCAGGCUGUCGUUCGUCCGUCUGGCAAGAGAUGGCGCCGGCGGUGCGGUGCCCCGCAGCCUCUGAAGUGUAUUUUUGUACGUUUGUAAUGUUCUGACGCCGCCGUGUGCACUGUACAGGGGCGGGGGCGAGCGGGCUCUGGUUUUGUUGCCGAGUGCGGUAUUGUGGUGAGCCCGCGCCGGGGUCGGCCGGCCGGCCGGCCGGCCGGCGGGCCGGCGGGCCGGCAGGCGGUCUGCCCCCACCGCCAGGUGUGUUUGAGUGUGGAGGUCACGGUGCAGCCGACAGACUGCCGAGCGGGGUCACGGUGGGUGGCGGGAGAGGAUCGCCGGUCCCACUGACGACAGUCGGACACCCUCGACGGCAGCUCGCGCUCGGCGAGCGGCGGGCAGCACCGCCGCUCGAGAGAUGAGGCGCGGCGUCGAGCGGCGCCACGCCGCGGGAGGCGCCGCCCUAACGUGAGGGCGCGGCGCUGACUACGUCGUAUCGGCACGGUGGCGAGAGCACUUUCAACAGGACGACGUUUGCGUGCUUUGAACCGAGGCGGCACCGUGCGCGCACCGGGCUGUUGGCGUGCUGGGAGAUGAAGCGCCUGUGGACGGCGCGACGUCUCCGCGUAGUUUUACCCGCUGACCGUGUGUUGUGGGGCCGGCCGGAGCGGGCGGCGGGCCGAGUCGCCGCGCGGCGCCGGCUGCGAGCCAGCGGCACCCGUGCUCCGUCUGUAAUAU